ACUCCCCUCGUUUAAUGUUGUUAUCCAAACAGGAGAGAGGAGAAACCUCUCCGUCACUCUCCUUCCCUUCCCCCUGAACUCCCUCAAUCCAAACAAAGGCUCAGUGCACGCCAUUUCUAGUUGCAACAGAAAACUAAACAUGCUCUUUGCAGCCCCCGAUUGCUUCCUCUCUUCUUCUUCUUCAUCAUCUUUGUUCAGAAAACCCAAGGCCAUUCUCUUGAAGGGAACGAAUGUAAACUCAGCGAGUCGAACUCGGCUGACUCGACUCUGCAGAGCGAGUCUAAUCACCAACCCUGACUCGUUCGAUGUGGGGCGACUCAUCGGUAGCUAUGGAUUCAUGAAUGUUACAAGCUACUCGGGGUUUCAGUCAGUGGCAGAUCUUGAAUUUUCUCCUCCGGGACCAUUAAGAGUUCAAGAUGUUGGAGAAGACAGUGUAAAAAUCAGCAGUCCAUCUGCAGGCCUUUUGAAGGAAGAAUAGCUCAGGGCCUGCUUAAGGGAGGAUCUUUAAGACAUACAACUGGAUGAAUCCUCUUAGUUGAGACUAUAUAUAUCUGAAAAGAGAAAAGGUAAUCCUUUAUUAUAUUCAAUGUAUUGAGAGAGUUGCAAAUGGCCAAAAAUAAAAAUAGAGUUGCUUG
This is a messenger RNA of Rubroshorea leprosula, 635 nucleotides long. The record is from the annotation of a GenBank genome assembly. NCBI's taxonomy places the organism in Eukaryota, Viridiplantae, Streptophyta, Magnoliopsida, Malvales, Dipterocarpaceae.